Molecule: messenger RNA, 2745 nt
Organism: Pungitius pungitius (ninespine stickleback)
Lineage: Eukaryota; Metazoa; Chordata; Actinopteri; Perciformes; Gasterosteidae
Product: mucin-17-like
Exons: 8
Coding region: 98-2563 (821 amino acids)
Source: RefSeq, a predicted model, not a curated record
UCACCAACUUUUUGAUGUUGAGUUUGACACUCUGUUGUUACAUGUUUCCGUACACGGAUUCGAAUAAAUACAAAACAAUAACGCCCGGAGGGUCCCAAUGAACAGCUGGAAAAUGUCUUCUCAGCUGUCAUUGAACGUCCCGGAUGAAAGUGUGUGCUGGCUGCAUGAGGAAUGCUUGCCAGAAGUGACCUUCCUUGAUGUUACAUGUAGUUCACCUCACCCUGCGGGAGUGCCUGCUACACCUGCUACGCCUGCUACAACCGGGUCUGCGAACAGCAGGUUGAACUCGCUCCAGGCCCCCCAGUCGAGUUCCUCCAUCGACUUAAACACCACUUCUCAAUUGCCCUGCCCUCAGAAAGAGAGGCCGGAUCUCCUCCAAUGGUGUUUGAGCCGCCCGAACGCGGCGUCUGGGACUCUCGGUGCUAAACCUUCGCGGCAGAAUGGAACCAAAACCUUGUCGGAAACAAGCUCGAGUGACGUCGCUCAAGAAACCCAUUCUGAAUUCCACUCUUCUGAACUGUCAGUCUCUUAUGAUAAGAUGGUUGAUCCCCUUGAGAGUAUGUAUCGUCCGGAGCGCUUUAUGGAUUCCCGAUACUUCCCAGAAAUUACUCUGCUGGAUGUCACGCGCGAAUCAGAGCCCACAGACGGAGGAGAAUCCUCUUUUAUGGAGGUCCCGCAAGAGAAUAUUCUGGAAAGCUCUAGGACCUCACCGGAGCACAGUGGGUCAAACGAGGUAAUGGUUCAGCCAUCGGGUGACAACACAUUUAAUGCGCAUCCUUCGAAUGUUACUCAAGACCUUAGCUCCUCGAGUGUUGUGACUGUUCAGUGUACUGCGUCGGAAUCCUCCGCUUCUGACACGCAGUGCGACACCAGUUCAAAGAACGUCACCUCUGAGCUUCACGGUGAACCUCCGGGGACAUCGACCCCCGUGGAAGCUAACGACGAAGAGCCGCUCUCUCGCCACGAGGCCGAGUUGACGAGCAAGGAGACGCAACCAAGCCCAGAAACCUGUGGUUCUGUGAGCAGCCCCUUAAACUCUCUCCAGUCCUCCCAUUCCAGUUCUUCCACCAAUUUAAACACCACCACCACCACAUUACCCGGCCCUAGGAAUACGACACUCGAUCUUACCCCGUCUAAUGCAAGCAGCCCCAAAGCAGAGAGCGAGCCUACAGAUCGGGCUACUCCGCUCUCUACGAAUACCACUGAAACCUCCCUCUGUGUUAAUCGGACUUUCCCAGCCGUAAAGGCACCGGGUUCGUCCGAUAUGCAGACCAGUAUUUCUCUUCGAACAUCCUGUGGUAAUACCUUUAUAGGUAAAGCUGGCUCCGGAACCUUUUGUCUCCAGAACAACACCUUCGACGCUAAACCUCCCAAACAGAACGACACGGUAACUUUGUCAGAAGCGAGCUCAAACGACGGCCUCCAGAACACUUUUGACAAGGCCACGCCUCCCGGGGUUCGUAAUUCAACGAGUACCCCUAAAGAAAGCAGCUGCAAAGCCCAACCUCCCGAACGCGACGGGACACCAUCGAGCACAGUCCCCGAUACCAAGAUAGUUGACACCCCUGAGUGCGUGUCAGAAGCUGAUCCCGCUGUUGAGGUGGCUUCUGGAGCCGAUCAAUGCGAGACGACGCGUCGCUCGCGACCCAGUCUGCCGCUGACAAGUAGGCUCUCUGACACUUUUGGCUGUCAAACCAUGGAAACGGAAAACAAAUCAGAACACCCAUUCAAUUUGGAUGAAUCCCUAGAUUUAAGGGCCGACAUUUUGAUCACUUCAACGCCGAUGACCACCUGUAAGAUUUUAAGCGUAACCACAGAACGAGCGGAGGGCAAAACCAUUGCGGCGCAGAAAAGGCUGUGUGGGGAGGGUCCCGCUGGUCUGCCACAUGGUCCGAAAUCCCUCUUGCCUCCGUCGAGGACUGCGUCCCAGCUGUUGAGGCAGAAGUCAGGCUCCGCCCUCUCUGGGAGGUUUGAUGCGUCGACCUCAGGCCUCCCCAUGACGAGGCAAAGGACCCAGGCUGAAGCUUUGAAAAAUGCAGCCCAGGCCACAGGAGUAUCAAGCGCCUACAAAUUGCGGGCUUCUACAACAGGAUUAAAGGUACCCAAUUCGGGCUUGCCGAGACCUCAGUUGAGUGGCAUACCGUCAGGCAUCCAGAGACCUGCAGCAGGUCUCAGGCCGCCAUCAGCCAGAAGCAACGCAUCAUCAUCCUCACACGUUAACAGACCCCGUGGACCUACAGCAGCUGCUAACCCAGUGACGAAGGCUACACAUUCCAAGAAGCAGCCUUUAUCCAGAGGUGAACCUUUACCAAUAGCAAAGAAGAAAAGAAUGGAUGCUGCAUCCGGCGUCUCUGCGUCGGACGGCUCUGCUGCUGAGGUCUCAGCCUGUAGCGAUGCUGUUGGUCGACACAGGGCCUUGAAACAGCCCGCGACCAGCCAUCCAGCUGUGCCAGCCAGAGGAAAAGGCCACGAGUGUGCCACCUGUGUCAUGCUUAAACAGCAACUCCAACAAAAAUCAGAAGAAAUACAGAGGCUCAAAGAAGAGUUGCUGAAGAAAAGUUAGAACAACAACAUGGCUGAUAUUAUUAAUGUUUUCCCCUUUUUUUCCACUGACACUGUAAAUAUGAUGUAUUUUACAAAACUACUAUAAAGUUUUCCCGACCAAUGCUCAUACAUUCUAAUAUAAUAACUUCUUCCACUUCCUACUCAUAUAAUUGCAUGCAUCAUCUGUGAAUUUUGAAAUAA